This is a messenger RNA of Rhinichthys klamathensis goyatoka, 2064 nucleotides long. It is a transcript of the gene aspscr1, whose product is annotated as ASPSCR1 tether for SLC2A4, UBX domain containing. The record is from RefSeq and is a predicted model, not a curated record. Gene Ontology annotation, molecular function: protein binding. The transcript is spliced from 17 exons. Gene Ontology annotation, biological process: signal transduction. NCBI's taxonomy places the organism in Eukaryota, Metazoa, Chordata, Actinopteri, Cypriniformes, Leuciscidae. Bases 67 to 1962 code for a protein of 631 amino acids.
UCGCAUGUUAAGUGUGAGGAACGCAUAAAGUUUUGUCAAACAAACAUCGUGACGUCACAGAGUGUCAUGGCGGCGAGCGUUUCAGCUGUGUCAGUUUUAACUCCGAAUGGAAGAAGACAAACUGUCAAAGUCUCUCCAAACACACCUUUAUUACAGGUUCUUGAGGAUGUUUGUAAGAAGCACGGCUUUAAUCCAGAUGAUCAUGGACUCAAGUUUCAGAGGAAUGUUCUAGAUCUGACUCUGCAGUGGAGGUUUGCUGGUCUGCCGAACAAUGCCAAGCUGGAGGUGGUGGUGUGUGUACGGCAGCCGGCGGGAGCCGAGAGCGCGGUGCGGAUUGCACUGCAGAUGCAGGACGGCUCUCGUCUUCAGGGCUCUUUCUCCAGUGGACAGACGUUAUGGGAUCUACUGACCCACUUUCCUCAAACCAGAUGUUUUGAUCUGUUUCCUUCUCGCAGGACGUCUGAUCUGGAGCCGUCUGGACACACACCAGUGUGUGUUUACAUGAGAGACGAGGUCAGCGGUGAGGAAGCACUGAAGACGACGACUCUGAAGUCUCUGGGUCUCACGGGAGGAAGUGCCAUCAUACGAUAUGUGCUGAAAGGCUCUAGCUCCUCUUGUCCUGGUGCGACAAUGGAUACGGUCGCCAUGCCAACGGAUGAUGUUGCCACGCCAACGGAUGCUGUUGCCACGCCGACAGAUGCUGUUGUCACGCCAACGGAUGCUGUUGCCAAGCCAACGGAUGCUGUUGCCAAGAUGACCGUAUCACAGCCGCCUCCUCCAGAACCAUCAGCCUCUGUUCCCGUGGAAACCCCGGCUCCGCCCACUCAGGCCGCCGCCCCAUUGAACCAUCACCCUGUCAAACAGGAAGAGGAGGAGCCAAACAAGAGCCGAGAGCGAACAGUGCAGCCCAAAACUAGUGAGCAUCAGGAGUCGCAGAUAACGAAGGACGACGAGAGACCGGGGACGUCCCAACAGUGCCGUGACUCCGCCCCCUCGGCCACGCCCCCUCAGCCCCAUAGCCCCGCCCCCUCGGCCACGCCCACUGACUUCGUGCCAUUUUCGGGAAGCGGACAGCGUCUGGGAGGACCUGCGGGACUGAAGAGCUCGACCUCGUGGUCCCCAUGUGUGUCCGGCAGCCCUCCCAAAGCCAAAAAACCCAAACCCAGCCACGAAAUCAAGAGAUCCGUCAGCGCCAAACAAGCGACGAGGGAUGAAGAGGAACCAGACGAAUAUCUGGAGCCGAUCGACAGGGAGCCGCUGGUCUUCCAUCUGGACUCAGGAGCCCGUCACCAUGACGACAGAGAACUUCCCGACGAGUUUUUUGAGGUCACCGUGGACGACAUUCGGAAGAGAUUCGCCCAGCUGAAGAGCGAGAGGAGGGCGUUUGAAGAAGCUCCGCUCAUGACGAAAUCUCUCCGAGAGUCUCAGAUGAAGGAGAAGUUGGACCGGUACCCGAAGGUGGCGCUGAGGGUCCAGUUCCCGGACCGCCAGGUUCUGCAGGGCUUCUUCAGGCCUCUAGAAACAGUUGCUGCUCUGAGAAGUUUCAUCAGAUCUCUCCUGCAGGACCAACAGCUGCAGUUCUACCUGUUUGUUGCUCCACCCAAAACCAUCCUUGACGACCCGAAUGUCACUCUAUUCGAGGCGAAUCUCUUCCCCGCUGCUCUCGUGUACUUUGGCUCAGACUUGACGACAGAUUGUUACCUGCGCUCUGAUCUUCUGGACGUCAGUGUCUCCGCCCUACAGGCUGAUGAACUCAUUGCAGGAUGCAUCCCUCGCUCUUCUCCUCCACUCCCCUCCUCCGCUCCCGGGUCAUGUGACUCCGCCCCCGAGUCAUGUGACUCCGCCCCCGGGUCAUGUGACUCCUCUGAGGCCGGCUGUGAGUCUCAGGCGCCGGCGAACAGACCCGUGAGGAACGACCCUGGGAAACUGCCAAAGUGGCUCAAGCUGACAGGGAAGAAGUGACGUUUGAUCAGCGCAGGAGGACGAGAGCGUUUGGAUUCUCCGGCUUCAAUAGUUCAACAAUACUUCAUGCAAAACUUCAUCAAUUAAACAUGUUAAUCGCCA